AUGUUGGUUGUAAGACUCACCCAGCUGUUUGAUUCCAUCAAGCAGACUCUGUUCAUUAUCGGCACAGGUCUGGUCAUCUUUCUGUGCCUCAGGAACUCUUUAAUAUGGCACAUGCAACAGUUCUGGGGAGCAUCCGGGGAUUUCUGGCAGCGGCAGUGGGAAAAUAUGUUUGCCUUCUUUGGACACAGUGAAAUACUUCUAUUCAUUUUUGGAUCGUUCAUCUACACAACAGUGAUUUUCUGGUCAGCAAAUUUUGUCUUUAUCCUGCUGGACAUGACGGGAUGGCCAUCCUUUCUGGUCAAGUAUAAAAUUCAGACAGACAAAAACUGCCCGCUGAAGAUGUCAGAUUUGAAACGAGCCAUCAAGACUGCAUUGUUUAACCAAACUGUGGUGGGCUUGCCCUUCACGGUCCUUCUCUACUUGCUGAUGCGAUGGAGGGGCUGCUCUGGGUCUCCAGUAGACCUGCCAACCUUCCACUGGGCUGUUGUUGAGAUGAUUGUCUUCACUCUCAUUGAGGAAAUUUGUUUCUAUUAUUCUCACAGGCUGUUCCACCACCCAAAGAUCUACAAGUACGUUCACAAGAUGCACCAUGAGUGGACUGCUCCCAUCGGGAUUGUUUCCAUCUACGCGCACCCUGUGGAGCACAUGAUCAGCAACAUGCUGCCUCCAGCUCUUGGGCCUCUACUCUUGGGCUCUCAUCUGGCCACUGCUUGGAUGUUUUGGGCGUUGGCCCUCUUGUCCACAACCAUUGCCCACUGUGGGUAUCACUUGCCGCUGCUGCCUUCACCAGAGGCCCACGAUUAUCAUCAUCUGAAGUUUAACCAGAACUAUGGUGUUCUCGGGGUCCUUGAUCGACUUCACGGAACUGAUGCACAGUUCCGCCAAUCUCUGAGUUUCCAGCGACAUUUUUUGUUGCUGUCAACUGUUCCAGUAUCACAACAAGUGCCAGAGGUGGCCAAGAAGAAGUCGUAG
Messenger RNA from Candidula unifasciata, 972 nucleotides. The record is from the annotation of a GenBank genome assembly. NCBI's taxonomy places the organism in Eukaryota, Metazoa, Mollusca, Gastropoda, Stylommatophora, Geomitridae.